Molecule: messenger RNA, 1766 nt
Organism: Paraphaeosphaeria sporulosa
Lineage: Eukaryota; Fungi; Ascomycota; Dothideomycetes; Pleosporales; Didymosphaeriaceae
Product: DNase I-like protein
Exons: 2
Coding region: 17-1462 (481 amino acids)
Cellular component (GO): cytoplasm
Molecular function (GO): sphingomyelin phosphodiesterase activity
Source: RefSeq, a predicted model, not a curated record
GGGGUUCGAUUUCUCCAUGCACGAGCGUCCAGAGUCGCCCUUUAUGAUUGAAGAAACGAGCCGACCACCCUCCAGCUUGCGCAUCCUCUCGCUCAACUGCUGGGGGUUGAAAUACAUCGCGAAGCUCCGCAAGGAGCGCCUCACAGAAAUCGCGAACCAGAUCGCCGCCGCAGACCCUCCGCCAGACAUCGUAGGCUUGCAGGAGUGCUGGACUCAACGAGACUACGACGUUAUCCGAGAGAAGACGAAACACUUUCUUCCCUAUGGAAAGUUCUACUUCAGCGGCAUAUUCGGUGGUGGAUUGGUGAUAUUGUCCAGAUGGCCCAUCGAGGAGAGCAGCAUGACGCAGUAUCCCCUGAACGGACGGCCGGCAGCCUUCUACAGGGGCGAUUGGUUCGUGGGCAAGGGAGUGGCUUAUGCGCGGAUACGCAUGGGUCCAACGAGGAGGGACAUCGCAGAAGUCUUCUGCACGCAUCUUCACGCUCCGUACGAGACUGAACCACACGAUUCCUACAUAUGCCACCGCACAGCACAGGCCUGGGAAAUAGCAAAGCUCAUGCGUGGGGCUGCCGAACGCGGACACCUUGUCAUAGGCUUGGGAGAUUUCAACAUGACACCCUUGUCUCUCGCACACCGUAUAAUUGAGACGCACUCGCGCGCGCGCGACGUAUGGCGGGUCCUUUACCCAAACUCUUCACUGGGCGCAGCAAAGGACAAAGUGGAGCAAAUGCGGAACGUCCCAAUGCCCAACGCCGAGUAUAACCUCACCAAGAACGGCGCUACAUGCGACAGCGCGUUGAACACCUGGCGAUGGAACAAGGCUCACAGCCAACGAUUGGCAAAGGGCGAGAAUGUGCAGAUAGAGGCCACCGUGGACGACCCCAAUGCGAAGCGCCUCGACUACAUUUUCUUCAGCAGCGGCUCACACCACGAUGCGACAAAUGGGCAUCCGAGCGCAGAAUGGACACUCAAGGAAGCGAAUGUAGGUAUGACGGCCAGGCAUCCAACUCUCUACUGCUCUCUCAGCGACCAUUUCUCCGUCGAAGCCACGUUGGUCCGCAAUCUGGAGGAGCCGCUAUCGACCACCUCAAAUGGACCCUACGCGCUUCCAGAGACGUAUCUUCCCAUUGGGAUAUACGACGAGAUUCUAACCACAAUUGCCAAGUAUGCUAAUCGUGAGCGUAUUCAGCGCCGGUUACGUCUCGGCCACUUCGGCUUCCAAUUAUCUCUCACUAUUGGCUGUUUGAUUGGCGUGUGGUGGGUACCACACAACUAUGUUGCGUUUAUCUUAAUGCUGAUUAGCUCACUGAGCUUGAGCGUUGGAGUCAUUGAUGGGCUGAUGGGUGGCCUUUUUGUGAGUAGCGAACUGAGGGCCCUGAAAGAGUUUGAGUGGGAGGUGAGCAAUACCAAGGAGAGAGCACUGGCGAGAUCAGCAAAAGAGGGCCUCUCUGCCACAUCAUGACAAUGAAGCUGGCAUGGAUUGCCAUUGGCGUGAACGAGGUGGCAACGCGUUUGAAAAGGUAUUGAUAGCAUAAACAUGAAGACAUGGCAUUCGACGCACGAUGCAGCAGUGCAUGCCGUCGUCACUAGCUUUCUCCUUAAUCGAAGCGCGACGUCAUUUUGAAAGACAAGACGAUAUGUUUUCCCCUUUUGUGGCAUACUUCAGGAGCUGAAGAUUUGGUCACAGAAUCGCGGUAGAACACAACCCUUUCAUGUCCUAGACUUCGAGCGAUCAGUGUUCUCUACUUAUAGGUGCAGGGCUAGCC